AUGUUUUGGUCGCCACAGAAAACAGAACAGCUUGCCAUUCUCCCCGCCUUCAAAUGGUCUUCGCCUCUCAGCAGAUCUCAACCCGUUUUCUCGUUGUCUCAAGGAAUUCAUUUGCAGAAGAAAAGUCACCGUUGAAGAUAUCUCACAAUGUGUCAAGAUACCCCUCCAAAUGUGGACCGCGAAGACCAACUGGUCGCCGAUGACCCUGUCGAAACCGACAGCGAGGCAGACCUCGAGAGUCUGCUGUCUGAGACGACGAGUAUAAAAACCUCAAUGCUUCAGUAUCGUCAGGAAAAUGGCAGAACCUAUCACAAGUAUAAAGAUGGACAAUACUUUGUUCCUAAUGACGAGACGGAAAUCGACAGACUUGAUAUGCAGCAUGAGAUCUUUUAUCUGACUUGGGACGGCAAACUCGGUGUCACCCCGCCAUGUGAGCCCGACGCCAAAGUUGGUCGUGUUCUUGACCUCGGCACCGGCAGUGGACUUUGGGCCAUCGAGUUUGGCGAUCUGCACCCUGAAGCUGAGGUACUGGGUAUGGAUCUCUCGCCCACUCAACCCUCAGAGGUUCCGCCCAAUGUCAGGUUUGAGAUUGAUGAUUUCGAUGAGGACUGGCUCUACUCGCAGCCAUUCGACUACAUCCACAGCAGAAUCAUCAAUGGGGGUGUCGGUGACUGGGAGAAGUUGAUCAAGAAAGCUUACGACAACCUCCAGCCCGGCGGAUGGUUCGAGAUCCAGGAGUCAGAGUUCUCGCCCGCCGCUGACGACGGUACGCUGCCGCCGGAAAAGGCAUUGUCUAGAUUCGCCGCACUAGUUCGCGACGCCGUAAAGGCCUUUGGACGGCCCUUUGUCGAGGUCCCUACCCUGAAGGACAUCCUCACAGAGGUCGGGUUCGAAGACGUGGCCCUCACCCGCUACAAGUGGCCGACGAAUCCCUGGCCCAAGGACCCCAAGCAUAAGAGAAUCGGCGAGUGGAACUUCCACAACUUUGCCGGCGCCGUCGAGACCAUGGCUCUUGCGCCGCUGACCCGCGUGCAUGGUUGGACCAAGGAGGAAGUGUUGGUGUUCUCUGCCGAGGUGCGGAAGGAUCUUAGGGAUCCAAAGGUUCAUGCCUACUUCCCAAUCUACACGGCUGUGGGCAGGAAGCCGUUGAAAGCGGCGACUCCGGCAGUGGCUACCGAGACCGCUCCGGCUGAAGCCUCAGCUUAACCUCAGCGAUUCCGAUGCCCCCUUCGGCUAGCUAAUGGCUCAAGGCAGCUUUGCGAUCUUCAGUUGGAACAGAUCAAAUCAUGAAGAUCUUUGGAAGGGGCCUGGUAUCUUUCAUGAUGUCUUACACACGGGCGGCAUUAUUUCUGAGCGUAUCGAGUUUCUAAUCAAAUUGGGUAGAAAGCCCAUUCGCGUAGUGUUUUCCAGCCUCUCGUGACUUCAUUUUGUCAACUCUGCGGUGAUAAGAUUUGACUGAGAAACUCAGACUUGAAGAAAGAUCCGGGAUUCUGUGUGAAGAAUGUUUUGGUAUUAUUACUUGUGCCUAUUCCAUUGUCACACUUCAGUCGUUCGUUUGGUGCGGCUAGAAGAGAGGAGACACUAGCCUGAC
Messenger RNA from Colletotrichum phormii, 1591 nucleotides. RefSeq names its product TAM domain methyltransferase. The record is from RefSeq and is a predicted model, not a curated record. The transcript has 9 exons. NCBI's taxonomy places the organism in Eukaryota, Fungi, Ascomycota, Sordariomycetes, Glomerellales, Glomerellaceae. Gene Ontology annotation, molecular function: methyltransferase activity. The coding region runs from base 148 to 1206 and encodes 352 amino acids.